Messenger RNA from Lottia gigantea (owl limpet), 5793 nucleotides. RefSeq lists its product as hypothetical. The transcript is spliced from 34 exons. Bases 77 to 4381 code for a protein of 1434 amino acids. The record is from RefSeq and is a predicted model, not a curated record. NCBI's taxonomy places the organism in Eukaryota, Metazoa, Mollusca, Gastropoda, Lottiidae. Gene Ontology annotation, biological process: smoothened signaling pathway. Gene Ontology annotation, cellular component: plasma membrane protein complex; ciliary membrane.
ACAACUAAUGUUAGUGGAUAGAGACUACCAAAGAUUAUCAAUGAUGACAUUGGAAUAAAUAAAGAAAUACAACAGAAUGAAUAUUAUAAGUUUGAUAUUAACAGUGGUAUAUCUAACACCAUGUAUCACUGCCCUGACAACAGUCUGUACUAUCUAUAAUCAAACUAUCUCAUCUGGUGUACCUGGAGAAGCUUCACUUUUAGCAGACGUAACAUAUUCCACUAAUACUGGUACUCCAUUAACAGAAACUAGUGUAGAAUAUAACAUACAAACAGAUACUGCUGUUCCUAAUGUAAUUAUUACUAAAACUAUACAGGUGACAAACAAUGAUAAGAAUAAUCCCGAAGUUAAAAUAUCAACCACUCUAUAUCAUACUAUAAACUCUACCUUUAGUUAUAUAAAAGAUGUAUCUUUCAAUGAUGAUCUUACUGCUGGAUUAUGGGCUGUGUUAGGAGAUGGAUUUAAACCAGGAAUAUUGGAACCAGGAGUAUCUAAUACUGGACGCAAUCAAGUUUCUUGGAAUGUGGCUUCAAAUAUAACAGCAAAUAAUAGUCGGACAUUUGAAUAUUUAGCUGAACCUAGAGGAGAAGAUAUGAAAGGUUUACCUCCUGGCAAAUCAUCUUACGCUUCAUUUGUUCAGUUUUCUGAUUCAGCAAGUGUGAUUUACUCUACAGUUAAACCUACUGUUUGUGUUACAAGAACUACAGUUUUACAAAAAAGUUUAUUUUACCAACACGGUUUUACAGCGUUAAGUUUUUUCAUGGCUUUUAUACUGGGUAUUUUAUUAGUUAUAUUAAUAGUGUUCUGUAUUGUUACUAUUAUGAAGAAGAAAGGGUUAAUGGCUACUUCUAUAUCGCCGUCUAAAUUAGAUGUAAGUAGUAGUAAUAGUAGUAGAACAAUAGUUGGAGAACAAAGGAAGUUGAAAGAAACAGGAAAGAAGAUAGUAUUAGAUCCUAAAGAUGCAAUCAAGAAAGGAUUCAAUUCUAUCAAAGAUUACAGUUACAGUACAUGUCAUUAUAUUUCAGUUAUAGAUACCUGUUAUUAUAUUUCAGUUAUAGUUAUAGAUACCUGUUAUUAUAUUUCAGUUAUAGGUACAUGUUAUUAUAUUUCAGUUAUAGUUAUAGAUACCUGUUAUUAUAUUUCAGUUAUAGUACCUGCUGUUAUAUUUAAGUUUUUAAUUGGACCUGAUGAUAGUAUAGUUCAUAUUUUGGGAUUAAAAGAUAAAUUACAAAUGUUUAGAGAAAUUGACAAUCUGGAUAUUGUUACCACAAUUCAUGUAGAUACAGAUAUAGAGAAAGAACAAAAUGAAGCGGCUACACAGACAGGGUUAAUGUUAAUACACAAUAUGACAUUAAAUAAUGAUAUUAAUAAACAAACAGAAGAUGAUGUUGUUAACAGAUUUAAUAAUAAUCUAAAAACUCUAGACAAGAAACUAGAUGAUGAUUAUAGAAAGGAAAUGGAGAUUAUUUUAAUUAGAUUGUGUGCUAGAAAUAAGGAAAAAGUAGGAGAAAUGCUGCACAGACAUAAUAUGGAGAAAGAAGAAGUUGAAGAAAAUGCUGCUGAUUUAACGGAAAAGGAAAAACAAGACUUUUUGGAUAUAUUAGAUAAACAGCAGCAAACAGAACAAAAUGAACUAACUUAUGUUUUAGCUCUAGAACAAAAUGAAGAAGCUGAGAAAUUGAGAAAGGAAUUUGGAAUCCGAAAGAGAAUGGGUAUAAGAGAGAUACAACAGAUUAUGAUUAAUGAUGUAACAGAGAAAGGUAAACUGACACAAGAACAAGCUGACUGGUUAAUCAAAGAACAUAAAAAACAACAGGAUGCUCUACAGUUGUUGUUUGAUGAUGAAAUUUCCAGACAGAGAAUGACCUUAGAGGAGAAACUUGCACGAAGAAGAGCAUUGGCUCAAGCUAGUGAAUUACAAGAAGAUGAUCAAACAGAUUUAUUAAAUACUAUGGCAGGACAUCAAGUUGGAGUUAUUAAUAAACUUAAAAAACAAAACAAACUAACUGAUGAAGAAGCAGAAGAUAUGAUAGAAGAAGUUAAAAAAGAUAUGUUAAAUGCCAAGGAAAAGAUGGAUAAAGAAAAAGAACGACAAGAACAUGAACUUCAUAAGAAAUUGAGUAUUUUGAAACAAGAAAAGAUGAAUACUAUUAGAAAGAAACAAGAAGGAGAGUUAAAUGAAUAUGAAAAGAAAUGUAAAGAUCAACAAACCAAUGGACCAAUAGAGCCUAUAUCUGUUGUGGAAGGUCUCCUUUCUCUACGUUCAAACCAUAGAGCUGAACUGUUGUUUGCUGAGAUAGAGUUAGAUAAUGAUCAUAGUAAACAACUAGAGAAAGCUAGAGAUCUUAUUGGUGAACGAGCCAAAGACGAUCUGUAUGCCAUGGAGAAAGCUUUAUUAGAAAAACUCCAAUCUCAAGGAUUAAAAGAUGAUAUCAAUAAAAUAAUUAAACAACAUGAAAGAGAAGUAGCUGAAUUAUGUGAGAGUCAAGAAGAACAGAGGAGAAGACAACAAGAGAAACUUAUGGAAGAAUUAUCAAGAAGAAAGAAGGAAUGGAAUCAAAGAAAAAUGAGUGAGAAAAAAGAACAAGAAGAACUUCGAGAACAUGAAUCUAAAGUUAUCGGAAAACUAAUCAACAGUCAGUUAUCUAUAUCAGAAGAAGAUAGAUUAAAAAUAAUGAAAGAACAUGAACAGAAUAUGAUUAAACUAGAAAAUACAUUAACGUUAAAUAAAUUACGACAAAAAAGAAUGUUAGAAGAGAGGCUGGCUUUACGACGGGCUCAACAGAUGGAUAAAUUAAGACAAAAACAAGUAUCUGAAGUUCAGAAACAGAGACAGAAAGCUAUUAAUAAUGGUGAAAAUGAUGAUGAUGAAACUCAUAAUAAAGAAAUAGAGUUAAUGAAGAAACAUGCUGAACAGAGAUUAUCUAUAUUGAAUGGUCAGAUGUUAAAUAUAGAUGAAGAACUUGAUGAGAUAAGAAUAGAAAUGGUGAGAGAAAGAGCGAUAGCGUUAAAAAGCCAAGAAGAAAGACUAGGAACUAUGAUAGCUAGACUACAAUUAGAUAAAGCUAAAGAGCUGGCUAAAAUAGAAGAACAACAGAAGGCUAUCAAUAAUCUCAAGUUAAAUUUAGUAGAUGAUUUAAAUGAUAGAGGUAUUUUAUCAACACCAGAAUGCGAGAAAUUAUUGGAGAGUCAUAGAAAGCAAAAAGAAGAUUUGAUCAGAAAGCUAGAUGAAAACAGAGCUAAACAAGAAAGGUCUUUACAGUUCAAACUGGAUGAGAGAAGAACUGAACGAGAAAAAUUGUUUGUCUUAUUUCAAAAUAUUGAUAUAGAAAAUAUUACAGAAGAGUCUGUGGACAGGGCCUAUGACGCCUUAAAGAAAAGACUGGGUGAAAGAGUACAACUACGAGAAGAAACCAUGAUUAAACUACAAGAUAAAGCAAUGCAGAAUAUGACCACAUUGUCUGGUAGUAAAAUGGCCGCCAAAUUAAAACGUAUGAUGUUGAUGCACAAACAGUUACUGGAUUUGGAAAGAUUCAGGAAUCAAAUGGAUAGAGAAAUAUCUCAAACACUGGAAGAAACACGAAGACAAUAUCAAAUACAGAAGUCAGAAACCAUUCAGAGCCAAGAAAUGGAAUUUAUAGCAAAAUUGGUGAAGUUUGGACACCUACAGAAAGGAGAGCUUCUUGAUGUUAUUGGUAUUUUGUUUCCUAGAAAAUCUAUGGAAGAAAAACAACAGUUAUUGAAUAAAUUAUAUGAUGAAGAUCAGAUCUCAAAAAUCACACCUCAACAAGAAGAAUUGCUCAAAUCAUCUGGCCCUAGUACAUUACCUGAUAGAAUAAGAAGAAUGUCAGUUAGUAGUAGUGAACUUGAAAGAGUACCCAGUAGAGCCAAGUCUAGAAAAGGGGGAGAUAAGUUUACUAAAAAGAAGAAGAAGAAAGACUUCAGACGAGAAUCCAACUAUAGUUUGUUAGACAGUCUGGAUCCAGAGACUUUAGGCUCAAUUAACCAGUCUGAUUACAGACGACUCCAUGAUGCAGACAAUGGUUACGUGAAGUCAGGAAGAAACAGUUCUACAAGAGUUCAGGAGGAUUCUCUCCAUGGUAGUUAUAAUGAUGGUUAUGAUAGUGAUAGUUAUAAUAAAUAUAAUCGCAGUCAACCGUAUAAUAAUAGUCAUUCCAAUAAACAUCGUGGUAGUUCGGAUGAUUUGAGAGCAUCUGGUUAUGAUAAUUAUGGUAGAAAUUAUGAUGAUGAUGAUGAUGAUUACAGAUCUACAGGUCCUGUAGGUCGACUACCUCCAUUACAACCUAUACAAGCCUCACCUACCAGAUCAAAGAAGAAAAAGAAAAAAUUAUUACAGAAAAUGGCACAUAGAGAUGAUUAGCUUUUAUGUAUUUAUUUAAAUUUAUUUAUUUAUUUUUUAAUAUGUUACUGUCAAAUUUUUAAAAAAUUUAUAAUUUCUGUUAUGCAUCAAUUUUAGAAUUGUUUUUGUUUGAGAAAAUUUUCCUGUACCUGAAUUUAGAUUUAAUAAAUAGGUCUAAUGACUAGUUUUACUAGUCUACUGUUUACACGGGUUUGACUGUCCAUCAUUGUCCAGAAUCACAUCAACAUUUUUUUUGAAUUGAUAGCAAGUGACGUUAAUCAAAAGAGGUAUUACAAUACUUUCCUGGAGACAUUUUUCUUACCAUAAUAAGUGAUACAAGUUAGUACAAUUAUAUUUAUACAUGCCCAUUGUUCUCGCCAUGGUUCAUUACUUUGUUACAUUUCUAAUAAAGUCUACAGGUUAAUACAUCCUUGUAAAGAGAUAAAACUGUGUUAAAAACUUUUAUGAAAAAUAUAUAUCACUUUCAAAAAAAUUAUUUGAAGUGUUAUUUUAUAGAUUAUCUUUCAAGUUCACCUAAUUUUUAAGAAUUUAUAAUCUGUGAUAAAAAUCUUUAUAUUUUUGUUUUAAAUUUAUUAUUUUAUUAUAAGGAUUUACUAUUAUAUUUACAUUGAUUUCAAUAAAAUACUUAUAUAUAAUUGAAAGAUCCAUAGUUGGAAAUUGUUUAUCAUAAGUUUGAUAAAUGUAAUUAUAUCGGGGAUAAGAAUCCAAUCCCUUGAAAGCACUAGCUCACUUUAAUACAAUGUUUUCAAAUCUGACGGGACAAAAUUUCUUUCAACAGUUUAUUUUGAACUAUUUUAGUACAUUGUUUACAUAUUAUGCCCAAUUUAUACAUUUACAUAUUAACAUUUCAAAAUCAUACAAUUUACUUUACUAUUACUUAUUCAUCAGAAUAAAAAAUGGAUUUACUCUAAUUGUCAUGUAAUAAUAUCUGAAUAUUUUAAUCAGCAGUUGAGGUCUUACUCUGAUGUAGUAAGAAUUCAUCAUGGUAUUAACACAUAUUUCUUUAUCUUAAAAUAUAUUGGAAAUUUUAUCAUAGGCUAUAACAGUUAAUUCAGAAAUAAUUUUGAUAUAUUGACUUCUAGCUGGAUAUCAACAAUUAGUCUUAUAAUUAAAGAGAUAUAGCCAUCUAACUUGAUUUACUUGUGCAGCUAAAUACUUCUAUCUAAUCUGUAUGACUUAAAACAUUGAACAUAAUGAUACUUAACAAUCAAUAAAAAAAUGGAGACUACCACCUUGCAGUUACAACUGAUAUGUAAUAACUGGCGAUAUUUGCACCCACUGUAUUAAUUAAUUAUUUCCCAGUGAUGAUGAUCUCCCAAAGAACGUUUUAUAGAGGCUAUCAACUGAUUAAGCAAAUACAACUAUGCCUCUUUAAGAGUCAUCAUACAAAUUAAUAGGUUUUUGGUUCAAAU